AUGCCAGCACGCCCGCUCCUGCUCGGCCUCGCUUCAGCCUCCAGGGUGGCAGCCUUGAGCUUCGGUUCCCAUCCGGCUGCUCGUCGAUGCCUACAUCAGUCUCUUCGCAGAGUUGGGCCCAGUGUUGCAAGCACUGCAGCUGGCGCCGGGGGUCAGGGAUUUAAACAGCCACCACCAGACUUCACCGUGGCAGGUCAGAGGGAAGAUUCGCACGGCAGUAAACAUGCAGCAUUCUUGGGUGAAGCUGACAGCAACGACGGCCACGAUGCCCUGAGAGACAGUCACGGCGCCCCAGCCCCACCAUUAGACGCCACAAAUGCCGCGUUUCUGGGCGAGGCCGAUUCUGACGAUGCAUUCGAGGUGAAAAGAGAAACAGAAGGAGACAAACAUGAGCCUUUGGAUCCCAAACACGCUGCUUUCUUGGGAGAGGCAGAUUCUGACGAUGCUUUCGAGGCAAGGAAAGCGGCAGAGGGAGAUAAACAUGAACCACUGGAUGCUCGCAAUGCAGCAUUCCUGGGAGAAGCCGACAGCGACGAUGGGUUCGAGGCAGAUGUGGAGGUGCAUCCGGAAAAGCACAGCCAUAAGUUGGAAGACACGUCUCCGAGCGGACUCCAUGGACAGGUGGGUGAGCUGGAUCAGUGA
Exophiala dermatitidis NIH/UT8656 is the source of this 642-nucleotide messenger RNA. RefSeq lists its product as uncharacterized. The transcript has a single exon. The record is from RefSeq and is a predicted model, not a curated record. The coding region runs from base 1 to 642 and encodes 213 amino acids. Lineage: Eukaryota; Fungi; Ascomycota; Eurotiomycetes; Chaetothyriales; Herpotrichiellaceae.